AAAAAUGGCCAACAGGUUGCUAUCAAAGUAUUUUCAAAUGUUGACUCUCGUCAAAUUACGCAGGCGAGACUUCGAGAGACCGAACUCCUGAAAUCGGUUGACCAUAGGAAUGUCAUGCAACUCUUUGCAUGUGAGAGUGAGAUUGGAUCGGGUCAGUAUGUUAUUGUUAUGCCAUACUGUCAGUGUGGCAGUGUAUAUAACCUUUUAGAACAACCUCAAAACGGAUUUGGUUUCCAGGAAAAAGAAUUUCUAACGUUUCUGAAAGAUAUAACAAGUGGUCUGAAAUACCUCAAUCAAAAAGGGGUAAUUCACAGAGAUAUUAAGCCUGGAAAUAUAAUGAAAAAAGUUGAUGAAGAUGGGAGCCCAGUAUACAUAUUAACUGAUUUCGGAGCCGCAAAGGAGUUAGGGGAAGAUGAAACCUUUAUGUCUAUUUAUGGAACAGAAGAAUAUAUUCACCCGGACAUGUUUCAAAGGGCCGUGUUACGUCAACCGGGUCAACAGCAUUUUACAUCAUCGGUUGACCUUUGGAGCAUGGCUGUGACGAUAUAUCACGUAGCAACCGGAAAACUCCCAUUUCAAGCGUUUGGGGGCAGGAAUGACUCUCGUAUGAUGUUCGAGAUCAUGGCAGGUAGACGGUCAGGUGAUGUGUCCGGUAUACAAAGAGAUCAAAAUGGACCUAUAGAUAGGUCUCAAAAUUUACCUGACAACUGUUAUAUAUCCAGGGGAUUAAGAAAACUUAUAGAGCCAAUUUUAGCUGCCUUGUUUGAAAUAAAUACGGCUCGUGCAAUGACGUUUGAUCAGUAUUUCAUCGCAGUUAAUGACGUCAUACAGAUGAAGACGCUUAAAAUGUUCUGUGCCCAGACUGGCACCCAGACAAUUCUGUAUCUCCAUAAAACAGACUGUUAUACUCACAUACAAGAGAAGAUCGCUUCUUUAACAGAAAUUCCAGCUGAUCGCCAGUUACUUUUAGGUCACACAGAGCUCAAAGAAAUCGUCGAAAGUCAUGAACAAAUCCAAACUUUUCCGAAGUCCGUCCAAAAUGCUCAGUUGUUUUUAUUUGAAAGAGAUAACUAUGAAUGGCCAAGGAUUAUUAUUUCAAGCUUGCCUCCAUUUCCGUCCUUCACCGUAAAUUCGUCGCUAAGCUCAGAUUCUGCUGUUGCUAAGAAAUGUGCAGCCAUCGCUUAUUUCAUCGAAUGGAAGACCAAGGAAUCUCAAUCUUUACAAAAUUUCUUAUUAGAGUCAAAACUUUAUCUUAGGUUGUAUGUUCAACAUAAACUGUGUCCAAUAGACAAGGUUGUCCCUGAGUUAGAUAAGGCUCUUGGUCUUACCAGAAAGAGAAUAGAUUGUUUACAAAUAUCACAAACUAACGUCGUGCUGGAAAUGAUGCAUUCAGAAAACGGUAUUUUCAAACAACUCAAAACUCACGUGGAAACAUUCUGUGAUGGUGGCGGAUAUAUUAGUGACCUGGUGAACAAGACAAACACACGUUGUGAAGAGAUAAAGUUAUAUCUUAGUGUGCUUGGUCAACGUAUGAAGGAGGGAUCUACCCCUACAGAUCACAUGGGUUGUCAUGACGACGAUUAUUGUUUGCCAAGAAUUGAACAUAUUCGACAAGGUAUCCAAACUGUGUCAAGUACAUUCUCUAAACAUAAGAAAUGUGGAGAGCUGCUCCCUCAUGAAAAAUUUAUACACCAAGUCGAAAGACAAAAGCUUGAAGAUUUAUGCGUGAAGAUUGUGUCACUAUUUCAAAGCCAUUGUCUUGAGAACUUGAAACGUGUCCAUGUUGCUGUUAACAAGCAUUUAAGUGUUUUAUUGAAGCAUUUAACAAGAACAGGGAAAGUGGAAACAAACAUAAAAUGUGUUGUUGAUUGUGAGACACAAGUUAAUGAAAAACUUGACAAAAUAGAUGAGUGUUAUGGCACUGUGUCUGAGUUACUGAAAAGUAAUAUCAAGACAAUAGUUGACAGCCCAGAUCUUGUUCGUAAAAAGGCUAAACUUGAUCAAAGUGAAUCAACAGAGAUAACAGAUAUCUCGGAACCAUCAUCUGGCUCUGCAACAGAAAAAGGUGAAAAGGCACUUCCAAUGAGGCGCUUUCUGUCUGAGGUUACGAAGUAUGAAACAGAGAAAUAUGAGCUGGAUUCUCUAAUGGAUUCAAACACGCAAUCACUGCUUGAAUUAAAAAAAACGUUACAAGAAACAAAUCGCCUGAGUUUGACAUCGUUCCAGAGUGAUAAAAGGUCUGUUGAAUGUACAAAACCAACAGACUCCAAUGCUGCAUCAGGAUUUUUUUGACGCAACUAGAGACAAAUAAAUACUUGAUUGACACAGAAGACAUUUAAGAAUAAUUAAACAUAACUGGUGUUUUACUGUUGUAUAACUUAUACAGGUAAAACUUGAGAAAUCGAUGUACAUUUCUUCUGAAUGUUUGUUUUGCUGUUGUUGUUGGCGACGCCGGUGAGCGGCGUCGUCUCUUAUGGAAUGCUUUUUAUUUUGGCUGGAAAGAGCUGUUAUUAUUAGCAGUUGAUGUCAGGUUGUGUUAAUUAGUUUUAUUUUGAUUCGUAAAAAUCAAGUAAACAAAUAUGUAGUUAUAUAUGUAUUUAAUAACUUUAUGUAAAGCUGUUAUUAUUAGCAGUUGAUGCCAUGUUGUGUUAAUUAGUUUUAUUUUGAUUCGUAAAAAUCAAGUAAACAAAUAUGUUGUUAUAUAUGUAUUUAAUAACUUUAUGUAAAGCUGUUAUUAUUAGCAGUUGAUGCCAUGUUGUGUUAAUUAGUUUAUUUUGAUUCGUAAAAAUCAAGUAAACAAAUAUGUUGUUAUAUAUGUAUUUAAUAACUUUAUGUAAAGCUGUUAUUAUUAGCAGUUGAUGCCAUGUUGUGUUAAUUAGUUUUAUUUUGAUUCGUAAAAAUCAAGUAAACAAAUAUGUUGUUAUAUAUGUAUUUAAUAACUUUAUGUAAAGCUGUUAUUAUUAGCAGUUGAUGCCAUGUUGUGUUAAUUAGUUUUAUUUUGAUUCGUAAAAAUCAAGUAAACAAAUAUGUUGUUAUAUAUGUAUUUAAUAACUUUAUGUAAAGCUGUUAUUAUUAGCAGUUGAUGCCAUGUUGUGUUAAUUAGUUUUAUUUUGAUUCGUAAAAAUCAAGUAAACAAAUAUGUUGUUAUAUAUGUAUUUAAUAACUUUAUGUAAAGCUGUUAUUAUUAGCAGUUGAUGCCAUGUUGUGUUAAUUAGUUUUAUUUUGAUUCGUAAAAAUCAAGUAAACAAAUAUGUUGUUAUAUAUGUAUUUAAUAACUUUAUGUAAAGCUGUUAUUAUUAGCAGUUGAUGCCAUGUUGUGUUAAUUAGUUUUAUUUUGAUUCGUAAAAAUCAAGUAAACAAAUAUGUUGUUAUAUAAUUAUGUAUUUAAUAAAUUUAUGUAAAAAGCAUGUGCAUUAUGGAAUGCCGGUAGGGACAUGCCAAUUUGCUUAUUUGCCAAUUGCUGAAUUGCUUAUUUGCUUAUUGCCGAUUUGCUUAUUUGCCAAUGGCUGAUAGUCUUAACGACAAAUUUGCUUAUUUGCCGAUUGCUGAAUUGCUAAUUUACUUAUUUGUUAACCGCUGGUUUACGUAUUUGCUUAUUUGCCAAUUGCUUAUUUGCUUUUUUGCAAUAGAAAUAGUUUACACUGUGCCGGAAGUAUAUGGAAAAUCUGACUACAGACAACCAGUUGAGUCAGAUCUGUUAACUUUGACCAACAGUAUUCUUGUAAAUUCAGUGUUUUUCCAAGAAUACUGUUGGUCAAUGAAUUUAGUUGCAGUGAUGCCUACGCAGAUAUAUGUCUACAACUGAUGGCUGACAUGUCCUUUAGAACACAGACGCUUGGGGGUCAGAUCCCAUACCCCAACAUGAUACGUGCCCCUGUAAACACUCUAUUUAAAAUAAUAUUAAUAUUUAAACACGAAUUGGACAUCGUUAAAACUGGUUUUCAAGCAAUUUUUACAUAUACCGGUAUGAAAAAAUACCAUAUACCACCAAGUCUCAAUAAAGUACUUAAUGGUUUUAUCGUUGUAACAAAUGUCCAAUUCGUAUUUAAAUAAAUAUUAAAAUAGUUUUGAUAUAGUGUUUACAGACGCGUAUCACGUUAGGGGCAGGAUCUGACCCGCAAGCAUCUGUGCUUGAGAAUGCCUUAUAAUGUGUUGCAGCUAUAGAUCUGUUUGUGCAGCUUAAGUCAGAGAUUGAUGGCAUAAUAAACACUUGAUUAGUCAUAUGUAAGUGAAAAUUAUUGGGUAAAGAUUGAAAAUAAAAGAACUUGAAAACAAAA
Messenger RNA from Ruditapes philippinarum (Manila clam), 4277 nucleotides. Its product is annotated as serine/threonine-protein kinase TBK1-like. The record is from RefSeq and is a predicted model, not a curated record. Gene Ontology annotation, biological process: peptidyl-serine phosphorylation. Lineage: Eukaryota; Metazoa; Mollusca; Bivalvia; Venerida; Veneridae. Gene Ontology annotation, cellular component: cytoplasm. Gene Ontology annotation, molecular function: protein serine/threonine kinase activity; ATP binding.